UUCACAAGGCUGCCAAGACAAAAGCACAACAAUAGUUGGAGUCAAGGAUGGUGCCCCACUGCCACAAACAGCCAAUUUGCAUCACAGACUCGUCUCGUCUCUUGCGCCAAGACCGACGCGAACUGCCAGCCUUGUCCUCUUUGAACUUCGUCAACCGCUUCCCGACCCUCCUCUUCGCCUUCCACCACGCGCGGACAAGCUCACCACAACCUGCGCAACGAUCACAACCAUGGCACCGAUAAAUUCAGACCUGCAAAACGUCCAAGAGGAGGUUAAGAACGUAAUUCAAGACCUCUUCCAGAUCCUGGUCCAAGUCUCCAACUACGACGCCCUCGGCCGCCCUACCCGCGAACCCCUCGCCCAGGACUUCCAAACCCUCGACGAAACCCUCCGCACCCUCCACGCCACCGCGCUCUCCGCCUCCACCACCUCCAACGGAGCCGACAAAGCCAUCCCCGAACCGCUGAUCCACUACGUCGAGAACGGCCGCAACCCAGACAUCUACACGCGCGAGUUCGUAGAGCUGGUGCGGCGCAUGAACCAGCUGGCGCGGGGCAAGACGCACGCCUUCCGCGACUUCCGUGACGUGCUGGCGCGCGAAAUGAGCAUCGCCCUACCGGAGCUGCGCGCCGACGUUGGGAGGGUGCUGGAGGCGACCGGCGGGGCUACGCCGGAGAGUGAGAAUGUGGAAGGGGAGGAGCGGGGGCAGGGGCAACAAUCGCAACAACCGCAACAAUAACAACUUGAUAGUGCCGGGUAUUGGGGAAUUGGGUGUUCAUUGGGUGAUGGAGGACAAGGUUUUGCACUGGCGUUCAAAGGAUUGGGAAUCCACGAUUGAUAAAAGGGGUGAUACCAGGUCAGGUUUGGCUGGCGAAUUGGCGUUUUUCGGGGAUACCAUUGUGAAUAAUCGGCAAAUCAAUAUGUUGGGCAUGGCAAUCAAGCAUCACUGGCUGUCCGCUUCGCUCUCGAUCUGAGUGAAAAUGGCAACGGGAAAGACCACAAACAGGGGGAUGGACCGAAGGGACACGGCUCCAGAAGCCAGGUCCGAUUAUUGCAAUGAAUUCGAGAGUGCGCAGAGAGGUCAGUCGGC
Messenger RNA from Parathielavia appendiculata, 1090 nucleotides. RefSeq lists its product as uncharacterized. Gene Ontology annotation, cellular component: mediator complex. Bases 230 to 739 code for a protein of 169 amino acids. Gene Ontology annotation, biological process: positive regulation of transcription by RNA polymerase II. Lineage: Eukaryota; Fungi; Ascomycota; Sordariomycetes; Sordariales; Chaetomiaceae. The transcript has 3 exons. Gene Ontology annotation, molecular function: transcription coregulator activity. The record is from RefSeq and is a predicted model, not a curated record.